Messenger RNA from Cladophialophora immunda, 1819 nucleotides. RefSeq lists its product as uncharacterized. The coding region runs from base 191 to 1819 and encodes 542 amino acids. Lineage: Eukaryota; Fungi; Ascomycota; Eurotiomycetes; Chaetothyriales; Herpotrichiellaceae. The transcript is spliced from 2 exons. The record is from RefSeq and is a predicted model, not a curated record.
CAGCACUGCCUCACUUCACGACCGGAAGAAGGCAAGGCUGCAAGACCGUGUCGAAGGGUACGGCAAGGAAAGAAAGAAGCCCAACACUUCAAAAUGCCUGCGCUCUCCGUGACUUGCUCUUCAUCUGGGAAACUUUCUUCUCCUUGCCACCAACUUGAUAGAUGUAACCCAGAGCCUCUUCGUGGCGACCAUGUCCGGGCACAAUAGUCCUCUUUUCCUCCAUUCCUCUCCGCCACCACAUCUGGCUCGAAGUCCCGACGAUGAAGUCCAAAUUCUGGUUCAGAGAGCGCGGGGUGUUGAAGCUCUGGGCUCAGCGUUUGACAGCUUCCUUGUCUCCUACAAUCACGCUUUCUUUGAUGUCUUCGACCGACAGGUUGAACUGAUCAAAUCCCGCUCGCAAGCGUUCGAAGAUGGUCAUGUUACGGUCUUUGACAAGACAUUACUGAUUCUCACCCAUAAUGGAAAUGACCUGGACAACCCAGCUGCUAUCAAGUACUACUGCAGAGAGUAUCUAAACAUCGAUAUCGAUAUCCGUGGUGCUGGCCAGGAAUUGACCCCAAAACUCCAGCAGAGCGUGCAAGUUUCAGGGGCCUUACAAGAGGAACUGUCCUCGGGCAAAAGCAGCACAGUGAAGAAAGAAGCUGGCCAAAAGCGUGCCCGAUUGUUGCCUGUCGAUCCAAACCUACGCAAGGACAUGGAGCCCAGAUUGGCAGUCUUGUGGUCCGUCUACGAAACUGCUCGAGCAGAGUAUCUCGCCGUUGUCGACAAGGACGACAAUGAAAAAGCUGCCAAGAGAGCCAAAUUCCUCCGCGAUACCGCCGAAAACAUCCUCCUGUAUCUCGAGAAUAGGAAUGCCGACCCUUUGAUGAUCGCGGAGCUAGAAGGGACGUUCAGUCACGCGAAGAACACAGCGGUCUGCCUGACCGGCGGCAAGAAGCGCAAAUUCGAUCCGUCAGAAAUGGAGAAGGUCAAGGGAACGCCGCGCGGCCCAAGCCUACCGUACAUGAAAGAGAAAUACCGCAGGAGCGGAGGAAUUGAUGCAGGUGCUUACAACCAACACCAACACCAUCAGCCAGAUAUCUCAAGCGGUCACGCCGGCGAGGUGACGAGCUCUUACGGAUGGGGCGGCGCCGACCUCCCCAGCGGACACGGCCAUCCUCACCGGGCGCAAUACUCUGACACAUAUCCGUACCAAGAUCGCGACUCGCGUCAUCUGGGGUAUACCGUCGCACCGGGCAGAGACCGUCGACGCAGCGACGACAAGGACGAGAAAGAAUAUUACGUCUCAGCCUCUGGGCCACACAACGCCGCCGUUUCGCGCGGCCGCCAGGAUCGCGGCCCCAACGGCUCGCGUACCAGGGACCUAUCAGACGGCCGACUCUCCCCGGUGAGCUCCGACUAUCAGGACGCCCCGGACCGACGCGAGGAGCGUGAGAAGAGUCCCAGCCCCAACUCCCCUCCGAGGUCAGCGUCUCCGACGGGCGACAGCCGCCGUCGGCGCCGCCGCGUGAUGCAAGACCGGAGCCGUCGUCGCUCGAGGUCGCGGGCGCACCAUGAGCCAGGUCACGACCGAGGAUACUCGCGCGCCACCGACGACCGAUGGUACUCGCACGAGCAGGACCGCGAGCUGGACCGGCACAGAGGCGCGGGCGACCGAAGCAGAGCCGGCGCGAGUGGUGGCGGCCGUCCCCGGCACCCCUUGCGCGGCCGUGGGCACUCCUCCGUCCCCUACGGCUACGGCGGCCACAGGUUGUUGGAUUCGUAUGUGCCGAGUCGCGAUCCCGGUCCCAGCCCCGGUCCCGGUCGACGUGGCUCUUGA